Molecule: messenger RNA, 3532 nt
Organism: Anguilla rostrata (American eel)
Lineage: Eukaryota; Metazoa; Chordata; Actinopteri; Anguilliformes; Anguillidae
Product: protein kinase C delta type-like
Exons: 19
Coding region: 182-2254 (690 amino acids)
Biological process (GO): intracellular signal transduction; peptidyl-serine phosphorylation
Molecular function (GO): diacylglycerol-dependent serine/threonine kinase activity; ATP binding
Source: RefSeq, a predicted model, not a curated record
CGACGUCAUGGCUACAGUCUACUGACAAGCCUACGAGCGAGCGCUACUUCCUCAAACACAGAGCAGGAUCUCAGAGCGAACGAGAGGGAGAAGACGAAGUUGAGAAAAAAGAAAAUAAAGAAGUUUAGUGUUAAGGACCCAUUGUUGACUACAAGAGGAGGAGGCUGGAUGACAGAUCACCAUGGCUCCCUUCCUGCGAAUCGCCUUCAAUUCCUUUGAUCUGGGCUCCCUGCCCCCGCUGUCGGACCCGCCCUUCUGCGCCAUCAAGAUGAAGGAGUCCCUCAGCACUGCCCGCGGGAAGACUCUGGUCCAGAGGAAACCCACCAUGUACCCGGCCUGGAAGUCCAGCUUCGACGCCCACAUCUACGAGGGGCGUGUCCUGCAGGUGAUCCUGAUGAAGACGGCCGAGGAGCCCCUGUCCGAGGUCACCGUGGGCGUGUCCGUGCUGGCCGAGCGCUGCAAGAAAGGCAACGGCCACGCCGAGUUCUGGAUGGACCUGCAGCCCUCGGGCAAGGUGAUGAUGGCGGUGCAGUUCUUUUUGGAAGACGCAGACUCUGAGUGUAAGCAGUCUGUGAAGGAGGAGGAAGGAGCCCUGACACUCAACCGCCGGAGAGGGGCCAUCAAGCAGGCCAAGAUCCACUUCAUCAAGAACCACGAGUUCACCGCCACCUUCUUCAGACAGCCCACCUUCUGCUCCGUGUGCCGGGAGUUCGUCUGGGGGCUUAAUAAGCAAGGCUACAAGUGCAGACAAUGUAAUGCUGCUAUCCAUAAAAAGUGCAUCGACAAAAUCAUUGGGAGAUGUACAGGCACGGCGGCCAACAGCCGCGACACCGUGUUCCAGAAGGAGCGUUUCAAGAUCGACAUGCCGCACCGCUUCAAGACCAACAACUACAUGAGCCCCACCUUCUGCGACCACUGUGGCAGUCUGCUGUGGGGCCUGGUCAAGCAAGGCCUCAAGUGUGAAGACUGUGCGAUGAACGUCCAUCACAAGUGCCAGACCAAAGUGGCUAACCUGUGUGGGAUCAACCAGAAGCUGCUGGCGGAGGCCCUGACCCAAGUCAGCCAGAAGCACACUGUAUCGACGAAAUCCACAAGGCAUUCAGACAGCUCCCUAUCUGACAUUGGAAUCUACCAAGACUUCAAGACUCCAGGCCUGGCAGGACUGGAUGGCACUGCAGAUGGCGGUCCGUACGGGAAGCUGUGGGACGGCGGCGCUCCCCGGCCCGUGUCUCGCAUCUCCCACCAGACCCGCAUCAACGUGGACAACUUCGUCUUCCACAAGGUUCUGGGAAAGGGCAGCUUCGGCAAGGUCCUGCUGGCGGAGUUGAAGGGGCGGGGAGAGUAUUUUGCAGUGAAGGCCCUGAAGAAGGAUGUGGUUCUCAUGGAUGAUGACGUAGAGUGCACCAUGGUGGAGAAGAGAGUGCUGGCACUGGCCUGGGACAACCCCUUCCUCACACACCUGUACUCCACAUUCCAGACCAAGGAACACCUUUUCUUUGUGAUGGAGUACCUCAAUGGGGGAGAUCUGAUGUUCCAUAUUCAGGAAAAGGGGCGUUUCGACUUGUACAGAGCCACGUUCUACUCGGCCGAGAUAGUCUGUGGCCUGCAGUUCCUCCACACCAAAGGAAUUAUCUACAGGGACCUGAAGCUGGAUAACGUGAUGCUGGACCGCGAUGGACACAUCAAGAUCGCCGACUUUGGGAUGUGCAAAGAGAACGUUUUCGGGGACAACCGCGCUACAACCUUCUGCGGGACCCCUGAUUACAUUGCACCUGAGAUCCUGUUGGGACAGAAGUACACCUUCUCAGUGGACUGGUGGUCGUUCGGGGUGCUGCUGUACGAGAUGCUGAUUGGUCAGUCGCCCUUCCACGGCGACGAUGAGGACGAGCUCUUCGAGUCCAUCCGCAUGGACACCCCCCACUACCCGCGCUGGAUCACCAAGGAGAGCAAGGACCUGCUGGAGAAGCUCUUCGAGCGCGACUCCACCCGCAGGCUGGGCGUCAUCGGCAACAUCCGCACACACUCCUUCUUCAAGACCAUCAACUGGGUGGCCCUGGAAAGGAAGGAAGUGGACCCCCCCUUCAAGCCCAAAGUGAAAGCCGCCAAUGACUGCAGCAACUUUGACCGGGAGUUCCUGAGCGAGAAGCCCCGCCUCUCACACAGCGACAAGAACUUAAUCGACUCCAUGGACCAGACCGCGUUCGCCGGCUUCUCCUUCAUCAACCCCAACAUGGAGCAUCUAUUGGAGAAGUGAGGGCAACGCUUAAUCUUGUAAAUGAGGAAACGGUGAAACCAGUGUUAGAUUACCGCUCUCAAGGUUCAGGCUCUUGGUUUCUUUAUCUCUUGAUCAAACUUUAAAUCAGUGAAAUAUUUAAUGUACUGUAUUGUGAUUGUAAUGUACUUUGUGUAAGCACACACACCCGCCCUACUAUUUCAAAAAAGAAAAAAGAAAAGAAAAGAAAUGGGACAUUGUACAGGUUAGAUGUUAAUAUGUGCAUGCUAGGAUAUUCAGGGUUAGGGUGUGGUUUUUGUCCUACUGAGGGGCUUGUGGGAUAGUUUUCCCCUGGGGCAAGUGUUCUGAAGAAGAAGCACAAUCAAAAUGGCUGAGGUCUCAGGCCUUCACAAGGCCUCUGCAUGCAUUACUCAGGACCCUGUAUAGUCACCACAACGCUAAGUCACCUGACUCUUAAUGACCAAUGGUAUGUCAUUGCCCUGAGGUCACUGCAUGGAGAAGGCCCACUUUUUCCAGUGGCCAAAUGAGAUGUUCAUAUUAGACACUUAAACUACCAAUUAAAACUUGCGUUAGAACAAGACAAGGAGAAGUUGAAAUGAACCUAAUAGGAAGUGAAAAUGUAUUACGCGCACAGAUGUGCGUGAUGCACUCCGAUCCCAAUGGAUCAUUCCUCCGUGUGCCUGAAAACCUCAGUCAGCAGCCUCUGCCCAGGUGUUUGGUCCAAUCCAGUGCUCUCUGGUCCAGCUGAACUAUCAGUGAGUCCAGCUGUCCUGAACAGCUGCUGUUAUUUAUAUAUUUUUAUGAACAGAUGUUAGCUUUAAAGGUCCCGAUAGUUCCUUCAUCCCAGGUACAAAUAUAAAAAGAUGAAACCGUGUCAUUGUGUAUGUCAUUUCCUGUGUGCGAUUUUGUCUGGCGUGCACCAGUUCACCAGUCACCUGUGUUGUCCGGUCCUGGUUCAGAUCGAGGCAUACGGAGUUCACUUCACUGCCGAGUAAGAGCCCUGACCUGUUGUCACAUGAUGCAUGUUUUGCAGCAUUUCUGGUGUAAUAUAGGAUAUGGCAGGUGUUCCUGCAGCAGGAAAUGAUGCCACUGAGGGGGGGAGGGGGGCUGGAGACAAAUCCUGCACUUGUGUUAAAUAAGUGUAAAUGUGUGUAAUGUUACUUGAAUGUAAUUAUUUUAACAAGAAUCAGUAAGAUGCUGUAUAUAUAUUUGUUCUAACAUAUAUUAUUGGUGCGCUAAAGAUGUGCUUUUUUACUGUCUUCAUCUUUUACAUCUUAAUAAAAAUCUUCAUUAAUGCUC